Messenger RNA from Lagopus leucura (white-tailed ptarmigan), 1204 nucleotides. Its product is annotated as probable hydrolase PNKD. Gene Ontology annotation, molecular function: hydroxyacylglutathione hydrolase activity. NCBI's taxonomy places the organism in Eukaryota, Metazoa, Chordata, Aves, Galliformes, Phasianidae. The coding region runs from base 1 to 1083 and encodes 360 amino acids. The record is from RefSeq and is a predicted model, not a curated record. Gene Ontology annotation, cellular component: mitochondrion. The transcript has 9 exons.
AUGGCGGGGCCGCGCUGUCGGGCGGCGGUGGCGGCUGGGGCCGCUGCGUGCGGGCUGGUGAUCGCCGCCUGGCUGGGCCGCUGUCCGGCUGUGCGCCGCAUCGCCCGCCGCGCCUCCGCCGCGCUCAUGGCACUCGCCGGGCCGCUGCUUUUCCGCCUGGGGUACAGCCUGUAUGCCCGCACACGCCUCGGCUUCCUCUUCUACAAGCGGCAGGUGAAGAAGGCCCGCGAGCGCUUCCCCCAUGGCCAUUCGGUGUCCCAACCACGGGGCUUCCAUGGGGUGAAAAUCGUGCCCAUCCCCGUGCUCUCCAAUAACUACAGCUACCUGGUCAUCGACACAGACUCUGGCCGUGCAGCCGUGGUCGACCCCUCUGACCCACUGGCUGUGCAGGCUGCCAUUGAAGAGGAGGGGGUGGUGCUGGAGGCUAUACUCUGUACACACAAACACUGGGACCACAGCGGAGGGAAUGCGGCGCUGCUCCAGCAGCACAGCUCCUGCAAGGUGUAUGGCAGUGCUGUCGAUGCCAUCCCUGAGCUCACCCACCCCAUUGGGGACAGGGAGAAGCUGAGCGUGGGCUGCCUGACUUUUGAGGCACUGGCCACACCAGGCCACACCGUGGGGCACAUGGCCUUUGUGCUGGAUGCAGGGCCCUUCGGGGGCCCCCCCUGCCUGUUCUCCGGGGACCUGCUCUUCCUGGCUGGCUGCGGAAGACUGUUUGAGGGCUCCCCCGAAACCAUGCUGGCCUCCCUGGAUGCAGCCAUGGGCUUGGGAGAGGACACGCUGCUGUGGCCGGGCCACGAGUAUGCACUGGAGUGCCUGAGCUUUGCCCGCCUGCUGGAGCUGGACAACCCCGCGCUGGAGCAGAAGCUGCUCUGGGCCACUCAGCAGCGGCAGGAGAAGAGGAGCACGUGCCCCUCGACGUUGGGCGAGGAGCGGACCUACAACCCCUUCCUGCGCACGCACCGCCGGGAGCUGCACGAGGCGCUGGGGCUGCAGCGGGGCAGCGGGGAGCACCAUGAUGCCUUCCGAGCCCGCGUCCUGCGGGAGGUGCGCAGGAGGAAGGAUCUCUACAAGGCCACCUAGUGACCCUCCCCACCUCGUGACCCCCCUCUGGACGUGGGGGGAUCUUCUGGACUAUGUGAUUUUCUGCUGUGAAUUCCCCUCCUCCUUAAUCCUGCUGGGAGAUACAGGGAAAGCAUGGACC